Ornithodoros turicata is the source of this 1944-nucleotide messenger RNA. RefSeq lists its product as uncharacterized. The record is from RefSeq and is a predicted model, not a curated record. NCBI's taxonomy places the organism in Eukaryota, Metazoa, Arthropoda, Arachnida, Ixodida, Argasidae. The coding region runs from base 1 to 1944 and encodes 647 amino acids. The transcript has 2 exons. Gene Ontology annotation, molecular function: nucleic acid binding.
AUGAAACCUGUAGCUGCCCAUCUAAGGUCUCAGGGGAUUCGGCUGGUAAUAUUCUUAGACGACAUCCUCCUCAUGGACCAAUCACCUGGUCGUUUGAGGUCCUCCAUGGAGACGGUCGUAAAUCUGUUACAUUCUCUGGGCUUCGUGGUAAAUCAGACAAAAUCUCAUGUCACCCCAACUCAGACUCUCACCUUCUUGGGAUUCGAGAUCAUGACGGUACCAUUGGCACUCUGCCUCGCCGUCGACAAGGGGUUAGCAAUCAAACAGGAGAUAGAUUCCAUACUCGGAGAGAGCAUAGGUGUGAGGGCCCUAGUGAGUCUGAUAGCUCGUCUGAAUCCUACUUCCUUGGCUGUUCUGGCAGCUCCUCUGCAUCUCAGGUCGCUCCAGUGUCUCUUGCAUCAGGCUUUACAGAUAGGCUCUUACGAGACCACAGUUACACUCUCCUCGGCAGCCAGGGAGGAUUUGGGGUGGUGGCGCACGGUCCUCCUGUCCCACCCCAGGCGCAGCUUGCACGAGAGUUCAGUCCUUCAGACCAUUCAAACAGACAGUUCUCUGCGAGGUUGGGGCGCUCACUCUCAGGGCCUGGUAGUUGGUCAGCAGUGGACCAACGAGCAAGCCCAGCUCCACAUAAACGAGUUGGAGUUGAUAGCGGCAUUCUUGGGGCUCCAGGCUCUUGGGAGGGUAUCCGACCAGGGCUGCAUCCUACUGCAGCUCGACAACAGGGCAGCAGUGGCUGCUAUCAAUCGCAUGGGGAGCACUCACUCCAGCAGUCUCAACAAAUUAGCCCUUCAGCUGUGGUCGUGGUGCCUGAAGCGAGGCCUAACGGUGCGUGCUCAACAUAUUCCCGGACGAUUUAAUGCUGUGGCAGACAGGGCCUCUCGUGUCCACUUCGACAACAGCAGUUGGAAACUUCAUGUGCCCACGUUUCGGAAGAUCGACAGCCUCUGGAGUGCUGUCAACAUGGAUCUCUUCACCGAUCUGUCGAACCAUCAAGUUCCACAUUAUUUCAGCUGGAAACCGGACCCUGGAGCAGCAGGGGUGGAUGCUUUCACCCAGAUCUGUGAAUCGAUGUCUCCAGAAAAUGUGCGAGACAGGCGGGGACCUCAUCUUAGUAGCCCCGACCUGGCCGUCGCAGCCAUGGUACAGCCUUCUCCUGGCUGUGUGGAAGCUGACCAGCGACCCCCUUCGCAUUCGAGCCUUUCGGGAGAGGCUGCAGGGCUUAUCUCCGCGUCUUGGCGCAGAGGCACCCGGCUCGCCUACAAUUCCUGCUGGCGGAGGCGGGAUAGCUGGUACAGUGCACGGUUGCUUGAUCCCUUUUCUCCCCCUUUGAAUACAGUCUUGAACUUCCUCGCGUACCUGCGCUACCAGGAGCAUUUGUCAUACAGGACCAUUAAUAGCUAUCGGUCAGCCCUUUCCCAAACUAUUGGUGUUUGCGAGGGCUAUCCUUUCGGAGAACACCCAGCGGUCACCCGGCUCCUGAAAGGAGUGUUUAACCUAAACCCCCCUCGUCCUCGUUACUCUGACAUGUGGCCGGUGGAGUCAGUUACUUCUUUCAUUUCUUCCUUAGGGGAAAAUGAUUCCCUAUCUCUGCGCCUGCUAUCGUACAAGCUGGUUAUGCUUCUGGCUCUGGCUACUGCGGGGCGCUCAGCCGAUCUCUGUUUGCUGUCCAUGGAUGGCAUUAAGCGUCAGCCGGCUGGCUGGGAACUGCGGCUUUACGGCUUACGGAAAACAUCACGGCCCUCUAAACCCUGGCCAUCCCUGUUCGUCCCGGCUCUGCUUCAGGAGCCCUCCCUCUGCCCAAUUCUAAGCAUAUCUAACACGUACACUCACCCUCCGUACUGGAUGUUCCCGACUCCUCUUGACUACUCAGAAACCCCACAGACCUGCCUCUCGGGACACAAUCGCCAAUUGGCUGAAGCGCAUGUUACAGUCAGCGGGCAUUGA